AUAUAUAUAUAUAUAAGCGACUUAGAAGCUGAGGAAGCGACGUGUCUGUGUUUGACAGGAUAUCAGUUUUCUCUUUAUAGAGAUGGUUGAUAAUAUAGGCAAUAGUUUAGAUAGAGAACGCCAUAGGUAUAACUUUUCUGUUGCAGGUACAGGAGCUAGUUGUGGCUCAGGUGAGGAUGGUGCCAGUUCCAUUAAGGAGCAAGAUCGAUUACUUCCCAUAGCUAAUGUUGGGAGAAUCAUGAAGCAGAUUUUGCCUCCUAAUGCGAAAAUAUCGAAAGAAGCAAAAGAAACCAUGCAAGAAUGUGUAUCUGAGUUCAUUAGCUUUGUAACUGGAGAAGCAUCGGACAAGUGUCACAAGGAGAAGCGGAAGACAGUUAACGGAGAUGACAUUUGUUGGGCUCUUGCAACUCUAGGGUUUGAUAACUAUGCAGAUCAAUUGAAAAGGUAUUUGCAUAAGUAUAGGGAGUUUGAAGGAGAAAGAGCUAACCAAAACAAGGCUGGGAGCAGUGAAGAAAAGGAUGAACCAUCCAACGUUUAUAGAGCUGAACCACCAAGGAAACCUGCAGUUUCUUCUUCUACUCCCUUCAACUUCAACGUGACUGACAGCAGUGCUAAUAGCUCCGGCCGCUUUUGAAACACAUGUAUAUUGAGUGUGGUAAUUUUCUACUCCUAUCUUAUGAUGCUGCUUGUAAUUUAUGAUGCUAUAUAUUACAUGGUGAGGCUUGGAUGCUGUGGGGACGUUUCAGAUGUUUCUGCCAUUGAGGCCUAAGGAUCCACUCCCUUGGUUUUUGUUUCCCUGUUAUUAGCUUAAGAAUUGUGGGGAAUUAAAGCUAAUAAUCCUUGUAUUUUAAUUUGUGCUGAAAUUAUGAUCUCUCGAAUCAGACAGUAUUAUAACAGAUGCACGACCGACUGUUGUAUAUUGGUUUGUAAUUUGGAAUUUUAUCUGAAUAUCUAGGGUUUGGUUUGAGAUUAAUAUAUAAGGUGAAGUUUCAGAUUAACA
This is a messenger RNA of Pistacia vera, 1000 nucleotides long. Its product is annotated as nuclear transcription factor Y subunit B-4. The record is from RefSeq and is a predicted model, not a curated record. Gene Ontology annotation, cellular component: nucleus; CCAAT-binding factor complex. Gene Ontology annotation, biological process: regulation of transcription by RNA polymerase II. The coding region runs from base 83 to 634 and encodes 183 amino acids. Gene Ontology annotation, molecular function: RNA polymerase II cis-regulatory region sequence-specific DNA binding; protein heterodimerization activity; DNA-binding transcription activator activity, RNA polymerase II-specific. NCBI's taxonomy places the organism in Eukaryota, Viridiplantae, Streptophyta, Magnoliopsida, Sapindales, Anacardiaceae. The transcript has a single exon.